AUGAUCGCCAUAGGACUGGAAGGAAGCGCCAACAAGAUAGGCGUCGGUGUCAUCUUCCACCCUGGUCCUAACAAGCCACCGAUCAUUCUCGCGAACCUGCGGCAUACCUAUGUUUCCCCGCCCGGCGAAGGCUUCUUGCCCAAGGACACCGCAAUACAUCACCGAGCAUGGGUUGUGAGGCUAAUCAAGCAGGCUGUGCGCCAAGCGGGAGUCAAAAUUGAAGAUAUCGAUUGCAUAUGCUAUACCAAGGGCCCAGGUAUGGGCGCACCGUUACAAAGCGUCGCGCUUGCAGCCAGGACGAUUAGUCUACUGUGGGGGAAGCCCAUGGUGGGCGUGAACCACUGCGUUGGUCACAUCGAAAUGGGUCGCUCAAUAACCCGCGCCGAUAACCCCGUGGUCCUAUACGUAUCUGGUGGCAACACACAAGUCAUUGCUUACUCCGCCCAACGGUAUCGCAUCUUCGGAGAGACCCUGGAUAUUGCUAUAGGAAACUGCAUCGAUCGAUUCGCCCGCACACUUAUGAUACCCAACGAUCCAUUUCCCGGAUACAAUGUUGAGCAACUGGCAAAGGAUGGCAGAAACCUCGUCGAUCUACCAUAUGGCGUCAAAGGCAUGGAUGCGAGCUUUUCGGGAAUAUUGGCUGCAGCCGAUCUCCUCGCGCGCGGACUAGACGAGUCAUUACCCGACGAGAAGAGAUUAAAGACUGAAGAUGGACAGCUGGUCACAAGAGCAGACAUGUGCUUCUCACUACAGGAGACCAUCUUCGCUAUGCUUGUUGAGAUCACCGAGCGAGCCAUGGCACAUGUUGGUUCACAACAAGUGCUAGUAGUAGGUGGCGUGGGCUCGAAUAUGCGUUUACAGCAAAUGAUGGGCAUGAUGGCAAGAGACAGGGGUGGCAAUGUGUUCGCAACAGACGAGAUGUUUUGCAUUGACAACGGCAUCAUGAUUGCUCAUGCGGGUCUAUUAGAGUACGGAACUGGAGUAAAGACAGAGCUGAACGACACGACAUGUACGCAGCGGUUCAGAACUGACGAGGAUGAACGAAGCUCGAUUUCGCAAGCGUCCCGUCAGAUACAGCAGCUUCAACAGAAGAACGAGGCACUCGCACGCGGACUCGCUACAUGUCAAGCUCAUAUUGUUCAGCUAGAAGGGCGACCGACAACUAAGCAAUAUGAUGACAUCGCCGCAGCGCACGCGCUUACUAGAGAACGCGUCGACGCUCUGAUCACGAAGGCAGAUGCAUUGGCUGCUACAUGUAACCACAAGGAGGCUAUCAUCGCCGCUCAAGAUCGCGAGAUCAACGAACUUCUAUUUGAACAGGGGCGAGACAGGAGCACCCUCGAUACUCUACGUGGAAAGCGCCAAGCGGAUCGUAAGGCCAUAGACGAUUGGUCUCGUCGGAUCGCCGAACUGGAGCCGACAUGCAACGAGCAGGCGAGUACUAUCGCUAUUCUUCGCAAGAAUAAUAGUGGUUUGGAAGCCAAAGUUCACGGCUUAUCCGACUUCGUUACCAAGAAGGAUGAUGAGCUAGCACGGCUGAAGUCAGCUCUCGAUUCAGCCUCCGCUAUAAACGAGAACCACGACGUUAAAGGGCGCAAUUCACUUACCUGUAAUUGCAAAGCCGACUUGGUGAAGCAAAGCACUACUUAUCGAAAGCUUUCCGACCAUUUUGCGGAGAGAAGCAAACUCUGGGAAGAUGCCGAGGAGAAUGUCAAGCGUGCAGCCCUUAUCGCCCAAGCGGAGACUCGUAACAACCACGCGAACUGGCUCCAGAUCUUGCAGGAGAAGGACGCUGUCAUCGCUGGCUUGGAGACUACACUGGACGCAGCGAUGGCCAAAGGCGACCUAGCCAAGCAUACCCAGCACGCCAUCAAGACGCAUCAAGCCUUGCGUAAGAAGAACGCAGCAUUGGGCAAAGAGAACAAGAACCUCAAGACGGAUGUGCAGAAUCUGCUCGAUAUCAACCAGUCGAAUGCAGAUCGACUGACAUCGUAUUUGAGGAAGCUUGAGACGCUGCAGGCCGAACGCACAGAUGCGGUCGAUCAAGUCUCCCACCUGAACGAUAACUUGACGAAGAGCAAUAUAUACGCUUCAGAUCUGCAGAAAGUCAUCGCUGCUGCAGCUGCCAAGGCGAGCCAGGGCGCUGUCUCCAACACCACAGACUGCGUUCCACGAGCCACUGUUAACGGCAUGGUGGCAGAGGCCAUAGCGGAGUAUUACACGCAGGCAGAACAACUUCGCGCUGAGCUUCAGCAGGAACAAGAGACACGUCGACACAUUCAAGCCAAAUUGGACCAGUGUGACAAGGAUCUCUUCACACACCAGACCGAGGAGCAAGAUCGCUUAGCCAAGGUAGCUGAGCUUGAACGCAAAGUACAGUCACUGGAAGCACAAGAGAAGCUUCUCGAAGACCAAAUCCAGAACUGUCAUGCCUUGGUCAGCGCUACACACACCACCAGUAGCCCACAUGCUUUCGAAAUGCAUCGCUUGAUCCUCACUCAGAUUCACCCACUCCAAACAGAGAACAGGAAACUCAUAGCCGAGAAGUACGAACUCCUGAAAGAUGUUGAUAUGUUCAAGCUUGAGGCGCUCGAUACACGUGCCAAGUGCGAACGCAGGAUCGACAACUACCGAGCAUGGUACAAAGACUUUGAGAUGCAUUACUGGCACGUGGCAGUUGUCGAGCGUGAUAGCCUGCACGAAGAACUUGCGUAUUGGAAGAAGAAGUGUGGAAAGGAACAUUUCUACUCCUCCACAGCUUCCAGUCGCUUAGUUCACGACAGACGCUUACUACAGUUUGCGCUACGCGAAGACCACGGCCUGACCAAGAGCAUGCUGCCUAAGGAGUACUUCGAUCCAGACUUCCUCAAGGGCUGCCACUCAGCAGUUGAGCUGGCUUUGCGUAAGCUCUGGCCGGACUUCUGGCAGUACUUGGAGGGACAUGCCGCGUGGGUGCCUCUCACGGUUCCCCUACUCACGGGCGAGGGUGAGAUCGUCAUGGAUGAGGCGACUCGUGCGGCGUCGAAUGCGCGGCUGGCGGAGUUCAAGAAGGAACUUGAGGCGCUGGACGAAAAGCUCGAAGAGGCGCAUCGCAAAAUGUUCGACAUUGACGAUGGGUCGGACAGCGACGAGGAAGAGAAAACCGACGAGGAAGAUGAUUCUGACGGUAGCAAAGAACAUAUCGGCACGCCUCGUAAUACCCCAGGCUCGCACGACACAGGUGAUACGUCACCGCCUUCUAGCAAGCGCAUAUCACAUGAGCGAGGAGACCCGAACGAUAGCGCGAAAGCUGACGGCUGCCAUCCUGAUGAUGGUCAGGAUUCCACAGCGAUCGGAGAGGAAGAGGCGCGGGAGUAUGAUGAGCUACCUGCAUUUGCAAAAACGAUGCUUGCGCGCAUCAGCGCCCACGAAGCCGAAAAUGAGCAGCUUGCCGGUUACGUCGCUGACGAAGACAUCGAUCAAGACGCGUUCCUAGCGCAGUAUGGUCAGGGUAUUACGGGUUCUCAAGACAGCAAUCUACCCGAUCCGACCGAAUCUAUUCAAGUCGCUGCGCACGUCGAACAAAUAAGCAUCGACCGCCUGGACGUGAACGGUGAUGAUGGACGUACUCUUGAGCAACGAGUCGCUGAGGAAUAUAUGGAGGGUGGGCACAAUACGUUUUCUGAAGAGGAGUAUGAUGGCUUUGAUGAUGGGAUGAAGAAGAAGUAUCGCGAGGCUAUGGUAGAAGCCGUCGUCGAGGGCCUGGACUGA
Alternaria conjuncta is the source of this 3750-nucleotide messenger RNA. RefSeq lists its product as uncharacterized. The transcript is spliced from 4 exons. The record is from RefSeq and is a predicted model, not a curated record. The coding region runs from base 1 to 3750 and encodes 1249 amino acids. Gene Ontology annotation, cellular component: cytoplasm; EKC/KEOPS complex. Lineage: Eukaryota; Fungi; Ascomycota; Dothideomycetes; Pleosporales; Pleosporaceae. Gene Ontology annotation, biological process: tRNA threonylcarbamoyladenosine modification.